UCAGCUCCCACGAGUCCUCAGCUCAUAUCUAAUUCAGGACUCCAGGACCUGCUCUCCGGUACUAUUUGAUCGAACUGCUCAGUUUAUUGCUCCCAAGAAGAAGGGUACAAAGAAAUAUUCGCCCAAACCAGAGUACAAAGAAAAAGCAGUUCAUCAGUUGGCUGGUUCUUCGGGGGAUUAGCGAUGGUGAAGAAGAGGACGGUGGCGACGCCCCUCUUCCCGUUCCCAAUAUUUGCCAACGAGGCGGAGCCGCAACACCACUUCAGCGACUAAGGCUUCGACCCCCAACUCCUCUGUUUCUCCCAGCAGGUCACAGUUCAGCGCCAUCAGCAGCCGGCCCCGCUAGAGCCCGCGCGGUUCAAGCUCCAGAAGCCCAUCUCCAAGAAGCGCCAACAUAGGCAGCAGCAGAGCAAGCCCAAGCAGUGCCGCCGGUGGUGGAGCUCUGCGGCCUCCGCGGCGCUCCUCUUCGUCAAAUGCCCACCCUCCGAUCCGACGGCAUGGGCCGCCAAUGCAGCCUUGUCGUCCUCGUGCAGUACAGCUACUGCGUUCGCGCCUCGGCCACUGUAAUUGGCCGACGACGACGAUGCCACGGGGUGCACGUGCUGGGCGGCGCCGCCCAUGCGGUCCGGUCACAUGGCCGGCGCCGAGGUCGGCGUUGCCUCUGCCAUUCUUCCCUGUGUCAGCCUCAGGGACGUCAAUCUCGAUUGUGGCGCCGGAGGAGUUACUCCGUCCAUGAUGCCCAUCUACCUCGUGACGUGAAGCUCUCCUGAACUGGGUUGGGUUGGGUCCUGACCACUGUUCGUGCGGUCGUGGCCGCCUUAAUUUCGCAGGUGUUUUCUUUAUUUAUUUAGCCCUCUUUUAAGAACUCGGACCACAUGUCAGUUAAUGUUUUCCACGAUCGACGAUGUCGAAGACUAGUCAGACUGUUUGCGUUUAGAUAAACAACAAAGUGCAGUUCAAGAACAUAAUACUGCUCAUGUUUUUUCUUCUUGAAACGCUUAA
Messenger RNA from Brachypodium distachyon (stiff brome), 1002 nucleotides. RefSeq lists its product as uncharacterized. Lineage: Eukaryota; Viridiplantae; Streptophyta; Magnoliopsida; Poales; Poaceae. The record is from RefSeq and is a predicted model, not a curated record.